Messenger RNA from Octodon degus (degu), 1802 nucleotides. RefSeq names its product eukaryotic translation initiation factor 2B subunit alpha (gene Eif2b1). The transcript has 7 exons. NCBI's taxonomy places the organism in Eukaryota, Metazoa, Chordata, Mammalia, Rodentia, Octodontidae. Bases 100 to 1017 code for a protein of 305 amino acids. Gene Ontology annotation, biological process: translational initiation. The record is from RefSeq and is a predicted model, not a curated record. Gene Ontology annotation, molecular function: guanyl-nucleotide exchange factor activity; translation initiation factor activity. Gene Ontology annotation, cellular component: eukaryotic translation initiation factor 2B complex.
GACGGGCGCCGCGCUGUCAGCGGCAGGCAUGCGCUCCAGACUCGCUAGAAACCAGUCGGUGGUUCCGGAUCUCUCUGGCUUCGUCGCCUGGAGGGCACCAUGGACGAAAACGAAUUAAUUGAAUACUUUAAGUCUCAGAUGAAAGAGGAUCCUGAUAUGGCCUCAGCAGUGGCUGCUAUCCGGACUUUGCUGGAGUUCUUGAAGAGAGAUAAAGGGGAGACAAUCCAGGGCCUGAGAGCGAAUCUCACCAAUGCCAUCGAGACGCUCUGUGGUGUGGACUCCUCGGUGGCCGUGUCCUCCGGCGGGGAGCUCUUCCUCCGCUUCAUCAGCCUCGCCUCCUUAGAGUACUCCGACUACUCCAAAUGUAAAAAGAUCAUGAUUGAGCGGGGAGAGCUGUUUCUCAGGAGAAUAUCCUUGUCAAGAAAUAAAAUCGCCGAUCUGUGCCAUACAUUCAUCAAAGACGGGGCUCGAAUCCUGACUCACGCCUACUCCAGAGUGGUCCUGCGAGUCCUGGAAGCAGCUGUGGCAGCCAAGAAGCGCUUCCACGUGUACAUCACAGAGUCCCAGCCCGACCUGUCAGGGCAAAAAAUGGCUAAAGCCCUCUGCCACCUCAAUGUCCCUGUCACUGUGGUGCUGGAUGCUGCUGUUGGCUACAUCAUGGAGAAGGCAGAUCUGGUCAUCGUGGGCGCAGAAGGUGUGGUUGAGAACGGAGGCAUCAUUAACAAGAUUGGGACCAACCAAAUGGCCGUGUGCGCCAAGGCACAGAACAAGCCCUUCUAUGUGGUUGCAGAAAGCUUCAAGUUCGUGCGGCUCUUCCCACUGAACCAGCAGGACGUGCCCGAUAAGUUCAAGUACAAGGCAGACACCCUGAAGUCUGUGCAAGCCGAGCAGGACCUGAAGGAAGAGCACCCGUGGGUGGACUACACCUCCCCUUCCCUGAUCACCCUGCUGUUCACAGACCUGGGUGUGCUCACGCCCUCGGCGGUCAGCGACGAGCUCAUCAAGCUCUACCUCUAGCUGCGCCCUGCCACCCAGCCAAACUGGCUCAUUUUUAACAGACAUUGUGGACAGUUUCUACAUCAUUAAUACUGGAGUAUCUUUUAUUCACAGCUCGGUCCCACCUAAGAUUUGUUCUAAAACCAAACCUAAACUUGCUUAAUUUCCAUAAACUUGCAGUUACUGUCCAUUUCGAGAAACCCAUUAGACUGUAGACUCCCUGGCUGACAAAAGCCUGUGUGUCCCCCAGCACAUUUCACUAGCUUAAAGUGUCCACAGAAGUGACGCGCUGCAGGCAGGUGCCCCCUCCACAGUCGGCACCUCUGGCGCAGUAACAGCAGCUGGCCAGGGGCCUACACUUGUGCCUCACGUGAAGGCAGGAGACGAGCCUCGAGGAGCCUGCAGCAGGGCCAGCCACAAUGCAGGCUGUGAGACACGCGAGGCCUGCAGGGCGAGGUUCACUGCUCCUCCAGGAGUACUUGGAAACCUAGACUGUGUCUGUAAAAGAUAGGAAUUUCCUAUCUUUAGGUUGGGUCCUCAACACCUUUUUAAAAUUAUACUUGUGAACAGAUUAUCUUUACAAAUAAAUUGUAUGGAAGGAUUUGCUACAGUGUCAACUCAGUACUGAGCUCUCUCCAGGCUCUAGACGUUGGCCUUGGUACAAACACUCACCAGCGGCCUCCAUUGGGCCGUGCAUAGGAAGGUGUGUGGUUCAUCCCCAGGAGGACUGCGCUGGGGCAGUCCACAACGUUCCCCUGGCCGGGUGUGGUGGCACACACCUAUCAUCCCAGCAUUCCAGAGGCUGA